CCGUCUCCUGCCUCUGGGGGCGGGGCAUAUGUGGUAGCUCCAACCCAACUGGACUCCCGAGGCGCCCCCCUCCCUCCCUCCCGGUUCUCUGAAGGCCGCGUCCCUACGGGGGCGGGGCGGUACUUUAGACCGAUAACGGAGCCUGGGGGAGGGUCGGUCUCCUGCGUUCUCUUCCCCUAUUAGAGCAUCCCUCUGCCCGGGACCUGGAUGGGUCCUGGGUGGUGCGGCUUUCCCAGGGGUGCCAGGGGCCUUCGAGCUCCUUGUUUUCCCUCCUUUGCUCAAAGCGGGGGCCCAGCGCCUCCAUGUCCUGGGCGUAACAAAGGGCCCGAGAUCCUCAGAGACCCCCCAGCCAUGGCUCCGGGUGGGCCGCAGCCUCUCUCCCAGUUUCUGCGAAGGGAGAGCCUUUGGGGGUGGCCGUGCUCCAGCAUCUGAUGGAGAGACAGGAGUCCCCAACCCCCCUUGCCCAGGGCGGCACUACAGCCCCCCCCCAGGUGCAUCCUCUGUGGAACCCCCCCAUAGGCAGGCCUUCCCCACCCAUCCUUCCCUUCCCAAAUCCAGCCUCCUCCCAAGUAUCCAAGUGGCUCCUCCCCGGGCUGCUCUUAGCCAGGAUCCCGAGAGGACCCUCUGUUUGCUCUUCAAGGGCCUUCCUAACUUCUGUGCCCGCCCCAUCCAAGCCCCCUGCCCUUCUCCCCUAGCACCCGGAACCACCCAGGCACAUUAGGCCUUGCCUCUGAGGUAGGAGGAGAGAAGGCCAUUCCACGAUGCCAGUGCCCAGGCUGGGCUGCGACUCCCUGGGGAAGAGAAGAUCCUUGGGAGUUCUCUGGGCAUCCUUUUGUACAAGUCCUGUCUUUUCUUCACCAGUGCUUAGAAGUCUUCUCUUUUGUUCAAUGACCACACUUCUCCCUACACCAAUAGUCAGUUUUGCUGGAAGUCGAUUCUUGGUGGUAGACCCAGCUCCCUUGCUUUCUGGAAUAUCCUAUUCCAUGAAUAUCCUAUUUCAUGCCUUCCGGCCCUUCAGUGUGAAUGCAGCCAGGUCCUGUGUUAUCCUAACUGGUUCCAUGGUAUCUGAAUGGUUUCUUCUUAGCAUUUUGUAGUAUCUCUUCCUUGUGCUGGUAGUUCUUGAAUUUGGGUAUAACAUUCCUGGGUUGUGUGAAUCUGAAAAACUGCUCAGACUCUACCUUAGAACAUUUGGUUAAGGCUAUUCCCUUAUUGUAACAAAUGAAGGUACUUGAUCAGGAAUGUCUUGGGAGACAGUGCCUUAGGGGAAGAUAAAGUUGUAAACUCCUGAUGGAACAAUGAAAAGUCCCCAACUCAUACUUAUAGUAAAGCUAGAACCUUAAGCUAGGUGGUCUAUUUUUAGAUCUAAUACAAAAGGGUGCUAAGUACCUAUAAAGGUUAAAUUAAUCACUAAAAGGUCAAGCAACUUCCAAAAGGUGAGCUUAGCAAAAGAGGUGUGAAGUUUUAGUCUACCCAGAGAAGGUGAGAACUAAAGAAUGGUGUGAACUAAGAAUGGGCAAUCCUAGGGAAAAGCGUCUACUAUGAUUGGUAGAUGUGAAAAUUUAGGGGAGGUGACACAAGACUUUAAAAGGAAGGGGAGUUUGAAAUUGAGAGUAGUUCAGCUUUGGAGGCUGAAUUGGAGGUCAGGAAUCAGAGGAGGCUCUCUGAACUUAGUUGGAGUUUAGAGUUAGUUGGAGGAGCUGGGUCUCUCAACUCAGUUCAGGAGUUGAGGAUUUCAGUGAAGGACUGGAGUUUUGCUUGGGACAAAUCUUGUGGUAAGUGAUAAAAGACUGACUAGUCUCUCUUAAGGCUCAGGUCUGGGCCCUUCAUACUAUUUCCUCUUACACACUCUCUCUCUCUCCCUUCCUUUCAUUUGUAUUAAUUAAAAUCUCCAUAAAACCCAGCUAACUUGGGUAUUUUCAUAUUUGGGAAUUUUUCCCAUGGCGACCACUUAUGUUUUGAUUAAAAUCAAGACACUAAAAUUAUCUUUACAGUUUUGGCAAAUUCACAGUCUUGAAACCCACAUUUUUCGCAGUUACAGUUGUCCAUUGGGGAUUAAAUGCAGAGGGUGAUCUGUGGAUUCUUUCAAUCUCUACUUUGCCCUCUUGUUCAAGAAUGUCAGGGCAGUUUUCUUGGGUAAUUUCCUGUAGAAUGGUGUCCAGUAUUUUUCUUUUGCCAUGGUUUUCUGGUAGUCCAAUAAUUCUUAAAUUGUCUCUUCUGAAUCUAUUUUCCAUGUCUUUAGUUUUAUCAGUGAGGUGUUUCAUAUUUUCCGCAUUUUUUUCAUCUUUUGAUUUUGUUCAAUAGACUCUUGCUUCCUUGUGAAGUCAAUUUGUAGCAGUCCAGCCCAUAGGUAUUAUGAAGAGACAAGUAUUGUGAAUGAGCACAUGGCCAUUCUGCGCAUGGCAAUGAACUCUCGUGGCUGAAGUUAGGGCGAGAAACCUGGCUUCCCUUUGUCUCACUCACCUGAGGAUAAAAACUCCACCUUCAACUUGUCGUAAUUUGCAAUUACCCAAUGGCAAUACACUAUGUAACUCAUCUAUAUGUAUUGAGGCAUCAUGUAACUUAUCAAUAUGUAUUGAGUUCAUUUGCGUAUCAAAAAGACAAUAAAUUGGGAAGCGUGGUCAGCUCCUCCUUCUUCUUGGACGAGAGCUUACAGGUUUGCUGCUCUGUAUUUCUACCUUUCUCUAUCCUCUCUAUCUUUACCUGAGGCCUGGCCUUUGGCCAGGUGUCUCUCUCUUUUCCAAUGCUAAUACCUAGCAUUCUCUAAUACCUUCAGUCUCUAUUCAUUCUCCCAGCUGAGCUAUAUCAUCCUCUGACCAGUGCAGUGUUAAAUGGGGAUCUCUGGGCGGAAUACAGCCUUUCAGUGACGUCCAUUGAUCGGAGCAUGGCUGCGGCUCCAAAAUAUUAAUAAUAAUUGAUUACUGACUCAUUAUUAACAUCUCAAAGGUUAGCUCCUUCACGCCCUUCGUGGAAUCCAAAACUUCUAUCCUAUUUCUAUUUUCCUAACAUAAAGCUUCUCACAGGUGAGAAGUUGUUGGAUUCUAAUUUUUAAAGUUUAGAAAACUAAAUUUCAUCCCUGGUUUUUUGGUCAUCCAUUUCCUUCUGGUCUGUUUUUCUUUGUCGGUAAUCAUUCACUUUCUUUGCCUUGUUUUCAGGCUGGUCAAUUCUGGCUUUCAAGACACUAUUUUCUUGUUUUAGUUCAUGUGCCUCUGUUUCCAGAUGACUUAUUUUGCUUUUUAAAUUCUUUUCCCAAUUGUCUUCAGCCUCUCUUUUUGAAAAAUUUUAUUUAAUUAGAAGAUUUAGAAUAUUUUUCCAUGGUUACAAGACUCAUGUUUUUUCCCUCCCCUUCUCCCCCACCCCCUUCCUGUAUCUGAUGCAUAAUUCCACUGGGUUUAACAUGUGUCACUGAUCAAGACCUAUUAAUGAGCCUUUCUUAAUUGUUUUUUGAACUGUGUUUUGAGUUCUUCCAAAGCCUGUGUCCAUUUCACUAAAGUUUCUGCAUUUUUGCUUGGUGUUCCUUGGUCUCCCUCUGUUCCAUUUGCUCUUUGUUCAUUAUCUGGAUAGAAGCUGUUGACUGUAAUUUCUUUUUUCUUUUUCUGUUGUUUACAUAUUUUUUCCAUCUUUUCCCCUGUCAUUGUCUGUAAUCUUGCUCCUCUGUUUAUUUGCUGGAUCUGUGGGUUUGGACCAUUCUGUCCUGAAGGGGCUUCUUUGUUCUGCUGACUGCUGACUGACUAGAUUAGACUGUUGGAGUAUUAAUGAGCCCUGAAGUCAGAUCUUCCCCAGCUUGCAGCAGAAGCUGAAGGUGUGAAGCAGAAGGGAGCUGUGUUUCCUGCUCUGUUAUCAAGGUAUUUGUCCCCAUUUCAGCCUUUGCCCUGGGAUCUUAGUCAGCUGGAUUCUUACCACAGCUGUCAGUAUAGUCAGUGGGUAAGGGGUAUUGGAGAUUGAGCUUCCUUGCCCUCUGAAGAUUUAUCUGCCCAUUUGAUAGACUAGAAUAAGCUGGAGUAGAGAUGAUCUGUGGAGCUUGAUGUACCCUGAGGCCAAAACCUUGAGAAGUAGAGGCCCAAGAUGGAGAGUAGUGGCUGUGACUAGACUGCCCUUUCCUUGGAGCCUCUCCUCCAACUGCCUCUCUGCCAGCUCAGGUCAGAGUCCUGAGCCUGGUCCAACUGUAGCAGCAUGGCACUCCCUUUGAGCUGAAGCCCUUGCCCUGAGAUUCCUGUGACCCCCAGUGACUUAGCACAGUAGGUAGGGGAGGGGUCCUGGGACCUUCCUUCUUCCUUUUCCUUAAACCUGAGAAUUCAGACUUCUUGGCAUACCUUUUAAGUUGAAUUGAGCAGGAGGGUCCCCCGGCUCUGUCCUGUUGUUAGAUUUGGUUUUCUGUUCCCUUGAAGCACUUUGUUUUUGAUUGGUUUGGAAGGACAGAGGACUCAGCUUUUGCUGCUUCUAAGCAGCCAUCUUGACUCCUCCCCCCAUGGUCUGUUUUUGAGAGAACCAUGUGGGCACCAACAAAGGUGGAAGCCAAGAUGGUGGACAUGCCCCAAACUCACAAGACUUGCUACAAGAAAUCCAUGCAACAGCCUCUGUAAUAUUAUAGGGAAAUGUUGUUGAUUGAAGAACAGGGGAUACUGAAGGUUUUGUAACAGGGAAUGGAGGGGUUGCAGGGGCAGAGGGAAUAUGGCUGCCAGUGAGGUAAAAGGAGAGAGAUGCCCCGUGCCCAAGAGGCUGUCUUUGAAAAUUAGGGUUCCCAGAAAUGGGCCAACUGUGAUAGCCUGAGGGGACACCUUCUCUAUGGAUUGAUAUGAAAGAUACCCCAGAGCAGGUAAGCAUGGACCCUCCUGAGGGACAAGCCUCCCCCAGACCAAGGUCACCCAGCAGGGGUCCAAUAAGGACCAUUUAUGGUUGAAUGGCUGUCCUGAGGUUCAGCUCCCUCUAUGUCCCCUGAAAUGACACUCCUCUUAUCUGACUGCGGUUAUUUAAAUAAAGACGAAUUUAAUAACAAGUUUGGAUUGGAAAGAUGGAAUCAGGAUUUCCCUAGAUUGGGUUUGAGUCUCUCUCAGCUUUUGAGCUGAGGCCAGUCCUCACAGGCUGGUGAAGGGUUUCUUUUCUUCCUGUGUAUGCUAAUCUGUGCUAGUUUUCUUAAAUUCACAGUCUUAGCAGUAGACAGCAAGAGGAAGAAAAGUUCUGACCUUCAUAGCUGGUUGGGCCUGUCUUGUCAGGCUGACACCCCUAAAGACCGGCCUUAUAGUUCAAACCGCUCCUCUUAAAUCCUUUUGUUCGAUGACAUGAUCAUAGGAAUCCAGGUAGAGCAUACAGUUGGGAAAAAUCAGGAAUAGAGACUCUUGUCCCAAUACAGAGAGAGAGACUCCUUCCAGGGCCAGGAAGAGAGACUCAGGAGACCAACUGCCACUCCCAGUUGCCCCUCCCCCACCAGCUGUCAUUCUUGUCAAUAUCUUCUCUAUAACAUUCCAACUGCCGUUGGUUCCACCUGAGUGGCAGAAAGUCCAAAAAUUACUUCAGUUUUCCUUUCUACACUUCCCAAAACCACACCAGAAAGACAACGGCUCCCUGGACAUUUGGUCAGGAAGUGAGCAUUUAUAAAUUGAUUACUAUGUAUCAGUCAACCCAUAAGAAUUGAUUAAAUGUUUAACAAAUCCAUACUACAGAUAUAGGAGAAAGGCAAAAACUCAGUCACUCUCCUCAAGGAGCUCCUGUUCUAAUGGGUGAAACAAUCUUUAUUCGUACAAGAGCUCUAGAAUAUAACUGGAAGAUAAUCCCAGAGGGAAGGCACUAGGAAAGGUCUUCUGCAGAAGGCUUAGUUUGAUGGAAGUUAGAGAUGGGGGGAAGGAGAGCAUCCUAGGAUAAUACAUGGAGCAUAAUGUGGGGGGCAUCAUGAGUUGGACCAUCAUCUGAGUAGAGGGGAGUCAAGGAGACAAAGGAAGGGGCCAAAAGCCAAGAAGCUAUGUGGUCAAAGCCAAGCUUCUAAAAAAAGACCAAGUCCCCAAAGACAAUUAUACUGAGGCGUAAACUUGUUUCGCAUGGUUACAGACAUGAGGAUCUGAACCCUUGGAGCAUUCUGAAUUGAGAGAAGAGAGAAGGUGUAAAAAUUAAAUUAUAUCUCUACUAAUAAAAAUAUUAUAUUUUAUGAGGUUUAUUAAGGAUUAUUAGAAAUCAAGGAUACAAAUUUUAAAAACCACGUGCCCAGGGCUGAUUAGCCAAUUCAGAAUACCUGCGCUUAGCUUACUUACUACAUCAUUGCAAUGGAAUAGAAGAGAGAGAGGUAGACAUUACUGCCAAUUAAAUACCAAUUGUGAUCUCACCAACCUGGGGACUCAGGUGAGAUUAGGGAAUUCUGGGAAAUACCAAGAACUUUUGGGGAUUGAAGUCUAGGGUUCACAAAAAAUUUUUUUUACAUUUUUUUACUUUUUUUUUUUACCAUUUUUACUGACCCCCCUGAGGCCCAAGGAAGACUAGUCUCUCCGAUGGGUCUUGUAAACAUACUAGCUAUGAAAUUACAAUAAUUUGGGGAUAAAAGGAAAAGAGAACAAAAUCAAUGAUUUCUAGACACACUGACAAAAAGCCAAUUGGCAUAAAAGUAUACAUACAAAAAAAGCAAAUGCAUUCAACCCCCACACAGUUCAAAUCACCACAUCUGGAUCUUCUGGUACAGCGUGUUGUCUGUGGAGGCAUCUUCAACAACCACAUGCCCAUGGCUGAUUAGCCAAUUCAAUCAUCCUCUACAGAAAACUACAUAUUAAGGACCAAAUUGUGUGGUAAUGAAUUAUUAAAAGGAUAGCCUGAUAACCGAAAGAACUGCUAGUGAUAUUAUGAGAUAAGGAAAGUUAGGAAUGAUAGCUAUUAAAAAGAUAGCUUGUAAGGGGUAGCUGGGUGGCUCAGUGGAUUGAGAGCCAGGCCUAGAGACAGGAAGUCCUGGGUUCAAAUUUGGCCUUAGACACUUCCCAGCUGUGUGACCCUGGGCAAGUCACUUGACCCCCAUUGCCUAGCCUUACCACUCUUCUGCCUUGGAGCCAAUACACAACAAUGACUCCAAGACAGAAGGUGAGGGUUUUUAAAAAAAUAAACACAACUCAGACACUUCCCAGCUGUGUGACCCUGGGCAAGUCACUUGACCCCCAUUGCCUAACCCUUACCACUCUUCUGCCUUACCUCCAUCUUGGAGUCAAUACUGUAUUGACUCCAAGACAGAAGGAAAGAGUUAAAAAAAAAAAGAUAGCUUGUAACAGAGAAGAUCAGAAUGGAAGUCAGUUUGUAUUAUGGUAUUUUACAUGGUAAUUUGAUUUGCCAGACCUGAAUGAGAUACAAGCACCAUAAGGGCAGAGAUAAUGUAUGUUUUAAAUUGUGUGUCUUUUCCCAUUGCCUAGGGCAAUGCUUUUCACCUAGGAAGAACCUAAUAAAUAUCUGAAUUGAAAUAUAAAUAGAAAAAUAAAGAUAUCAUAUGGAACUAAUAAGUCUAUGGACUAUGGAACUAAUCUCAUUAAAUAGCUAUGAGUGAGCUGUAAACUAUACAGUUAGUUCUUUAUUUUCCCUUUUACUUGUCUUUUUGUUUGAUUUGUCCAGAUUUAAGAAAGGAACAUUAAAGUGUCCUAUUAUUAUUGCUAUUUUCUCACCUUUUUGCAAUUCAGUUAACUUUUCAUUUAUGAAUUUAGAUGCUAUGCUACUUGUUGCAGAUAACUUCAUAUUGACAUCGUCUAAUUGUUCAUGAUUCCUUUAAGUAUUUGUUUCCUACUUUAUUCCUUUUGAUAUUUUAACUUUCUAUUUUUGGUUUGUCCAAUGGCAUGAUCAUGGACAGGAAGUGGUUCAGUGGCUAGAGCUCUGUGCCUAGAGUAAGAAAGACCUAAGUUCAAAUCUGGAUUCAGACACAUACUAGCUGUGUGACCCUCGGCAAGUAACUUAACCCUGUUUGCCUCAAUUUCCUCAUUUGUAAAAUGAGCUGGAGAAGGAAACAGCUAACCACUGCAAUAUCUUUGCCAAGAAAACCCCAAGUGGGAUCAUGAAGAGCAGACAGGAUUGAAACAACUAAACAAUAACAAUGGCAUGAUUCCUGCUUUUUUUAGUCUUCAUAGGAUGUACAAUAAGUUUUGUUUUGGUUUCUCAUUUUUAUUUUUGAAGUCUUUAUUUUGUACAUAUGUUUGCUGCAUAUAUAAGAUUGUUUGAGAUUGUUUAAUUUUGUUUUUUUAUCCAUUUUCUCACUGUGGGAAAUUUUCUUGCAUUGAUUGACUCUAGACCUGUAUAGCUGAGAAAACGGACCUAUUGCUUUGAGACCAAAUUGAAUGCUUAACUAAGAACCUGGGUUAUGCUAAGCAGAAGCCCAGUCAGAUUUGAAGAUUAAUGCAGGAACAUUUUUCCUGUUAUACUUCUCAAGUAACCCAGGUGUCUUACCUGGAGUGCCUUCUUGCUGGCCAGUCAGCUGCUGUUUCCUCAGGCCUUUGAGGGAAUGCCAUUAAAUGUUUAUUGACACAUUAUGUAUUGUAUAUCUGACUUCAACCCUCCUCCAGUAAGGAAACUUUCCCUGGGGAGGGCUUGAUGCUCUCAUCUUUGUAUUCCUAAGCAACCAUCAGUUUUGCAAAUAGCUGGUGUUUUAUCAAGGUUUGCUUAAUUUGAUCCAAGGGAUAGUGCUGGAGCCUGGGAACUGGAACUGCUUGUACUGAAUCCAUAUCUUUGUUUACAGCUCCUCUGUUUCUCAGUCAACCCUUCAUUAAUAAAGAAAUCAUCCAUUCUUUUUCUUACUUCACAACAUGUGAGAAUUCCUUAUUCCAUCUCCAAGAUAUUAUCUUUGUCUAUUAGUGAGGGACCAUCUCUGUCCAUUUCCCACCAUUUCACCUCUGCUUGCUCUCUCUGUACAUUUCUCUUCUGCAGGGCUCUGUUUCACCUCUGCACCCUCUCUUGCCUAUUUCACCCCUCAGCCAUUUUUGUCCAUUUCUCCUCUGCAGAGCUCUGUCCAUUUUACUUUUAUAGUCUCUCUUGUCUAUUUCACAUCUUGCCUAUUUCACCUCUUCAUUCUCCCUUGUCCAUUUCACCUUUGCAGGGCUUUGUCCAUUUCACCUCUUCUCCAUCCCUCCAGUCCUCUACUCUGACACUGCCCCUAUCCUAGUGCCCUUUCCCCUCACACUUGGACAGAGGACUGCAGUAGCUGCAGGGGUCUGCCUUCCCCAAGUCUCUCCCUCCUCCAAUUCAUCCUUCUUCAGUGAUUUUCCUAAAGGAGGAGUCUCAUCAUGUCACCCCCUGCUCAUUGGUUCCCUUUCACUUCCAGGAUCAGGAUUGACCCACCCGGGCUUCUCACAUGGGACUCCCCACCUGGCCUUUCUCAGGCCAGUAACUGGCGUUGGGCUGUUCAACAAGACCCUCCUCUCUCAGCCCUGAGCACGCUUUCCCCCGCUGCUCUGGCUCGUGCUCCCCUUGGCCCUCCCCGCUCUUCUUCAGGAGGCCCUUCCUGGCUCCUUCCCUGCUGGCACCUCUCCUCUGCUGAUCAUACCCACCCACAUCUUGUUUGUGCCCAGUUGUUUGCUUGACUGUUUCCCUAUCAGGUGAGCUUCUUGAGGGCGGGACCUUCAAGCCUCUUUGUAUCCCCAGCUCUGGCAUGGUGCCAGGCACACCGCAAUCACAUCAUAAGUGCUGGCCGAGAGACUGAAUUUCUGAGUUCUCCAGCGGGAAGAUGACAUCUAGCCAGUGGAGGCAGGAGGCACAGAUGACAGAAAAGAACCUCGCUGCGUCCCUGUUCUUUAUGUUCGGGGCCCAGAGCGGCUGGCUUCCCCCUGCAGGAGGGCUUCAUGAUGCAAGCCUCAGCUCCGGCCCCUGCCCAGCUCCCCUGUGUGGUCCCAGGAAAAUUCAGUCAGACACAGCCCCAAACAAGGCCCACAAAGAGGAAGUUUUCCUACCCCUUGGGACUCCCACCACCUGAAGGACCCCAGUCUGGCCCCAGCAAAGAGCCUAGAGCCAGAGGGAAUGGCCCAUGGGACCCCGAGGCCCCCCUCCCAGGGAUCAAUAACACUCAAGGAUGUGACUGUAGAUUUCACCCAGGAGGAGUGGAGCCUGUUGGACCAUUCUCAGAAAGAGCUGUACCUGGAGGUCAUGCUGGAGAAUAUGCAGAAUUUACUCUCUGUGGGGCUUCCAGUUCCUAGAGAAAAUUUUAUCUCCUGUUUCCAGCAAGGGGAAGCAUCCUGGCUGCUAGAGCAAGAAGACCCAAGGAGCUCCUGUCCAGAGGCAGAGACUUAUUUUGAAGUGAAGGAGAUGUCUACACAGCUAAACCUUUUUGUGGAAGGAUGUGACCCCCAACGAUUCAUAACUGAGGGUCCUUGUAACUACUCUUUGAGAGAAAUCUGUGGCUCUAAUAUGAAGGUAAAUAAAAAUCCAAAGAAUGACUUUGAAUUUAAUGAGACUGCAGAGAAAUUCAGCCAAUAUUCAGUCCUAAAUCAUUAUACAAAAUUGACCUCAGGAAAUGAGUGUUGUCAGGAUAGUAAAUACAGCAAAUACUUUCCUAAAAAUAUAGGACUUAUUCAGUCCCCUAAGGAACCUCCUGAAAUGCCCAUGUAUCAAGGUAACCUAGGGAGAAUACCCUUUGGCUUGCAUUUAGAUCUCAUCAGACAUCAAAAAAGUAAACGUGUAAAGAUGGUUUCUGUGAGUAAUAAAGGUAGGAAACCUUCCAGUCAUAACUGUGAACUUGUUGUACAUCAAGUAAACCACUGUGGAAAGAAACCUUAUGAAUGUAAGCAAUGUGGAAAGACUUUUAUACAGAAAGGCCAUCUUGCAAGACAUCAGAGAAUCCACACUGGAGAGAAACCUUAUGAAUGUAAAUACUGUGGAAAGGCUUUCACUCAGAAAUGCAAUCUUGCCAGACAUCAGAGAAUCCACACUGGAGAGAAGCCAUAUGAAUGUAAACAGUGUGGAAAGGCUUUCGCAGAUAGGAGCAAUCUUGAAGCGCAUAAGAGAAUCCACACUGGAGAGAAGCCUUACAAAUGUAAACAGUGUGGAAAGGCUUUCACAGAGAGAAGUGCUUUGGCUAAACAUCAGAGAAUCCACACUGGAGAGAAACCUUAUGAAUGUAAACAAUGUAGAAAGACUUUCACACGUAGUCUCGGUCUUGCCAGACACAAGACUGUCCACAGUGGAGAGAAACCUUAUGAAUGUAAACAAUGUGGAAAGACUUUCACAAGGAAGAGCACUCUUUCUGUACAUCAGAGAAACCACACUGGAGAGAAGCCUUAUGAAUGUAAACAGUGUGGAAAGGCUUUCACAAAUAGGUACCAUCUUGCUACACAUCAGAGAAUGCACACUGGAGAUAAACCUUAUGAAUGUAAACAAUGUGGAAAGGCUUUAAAUGGGAAGGGCAAUCUUGUUGCACAUCAGAGAAUCCACACUGGAGAGAAGCCUUAUGAAUGUAAACAAUGUGGAAAGGCUUUCACAGAGAGGGGCCAUCUUACUGUACAUCAGAGAAUCCACACUGGAGAGAAACCCUAUAAAUGUAAACACUGUGGAAAGACUUUCAUGCGGAAGGGUGAUCUUGUUGCACACCAGAGAAUUCACACAGGAGAGAAACCCUAUAAAUGUAAACUCUGUGGAAAGGCUUUCACACAGAGAAGCAAUCUUGACACACAUAAGAAGAUCCACCCUGGAGAGAAACCUUUUCGUGUGGAGUGAAAAGUUAGUGUGUUAUUCUCAAGGUAAUAAUUAUUAAUAACUACGUUAGUAAAGCUGGUCUCCCUUCCUUCCCUGUCUACCCUAUCAAACUCCUUCAAGAGAAGAUUACCUCGCCCUCCACUCUUCUUCCUGUAGGACAAAAACCUUACAACCUUUAAAUGUUUUGGCAGUUCUUAGACCCUGAAGCACCACAUGAUCAAUUCAUAAAUACCCUUUUGUCUUAAAAGUUCUUCCCAUUGAAUCAAAGGUUCCUCCAGGUAUUCAAGCCCAAAGGCUGGAAUGAUACUGUGUACCCAUUGUAAAAACUCAGUCCAUCCCUGAUAAUCCAGUUCCCCAGAGCUCCCCUCUUUUUAUCUGUCUCCAGCUUCCUGAUUAUUUCUUUAAAAUGUUAAAUUUCCUUAAAUGUAUCCAUUGUAAAGCUAUUUCAUAUCCUUGUCCUUUAUUUCCGGAUUUCAACCAUUGUAAAAAUGCUAUCAUCCCUUCAGAGAGGCUUUAUCAUAUCACCAUUCUCCUAUAAAUAAGGGAUUUUUCUGCAAAUUUUGGGUGUAUUUGUCUUAGGUCAAUGCCUUGAGUUAGUGUUCCACAUUUUCUCUCUCAAUAAAGCAUUGCAUUGAUGGUUUCCCCAACCUCUUUUUAAUAAUAAAGGGGUUAUACUUUGACAUUUUCAAGAUCCCCUCCACAGAUUCUGAAUAUAAAAGAUAGGGUUUUGUAUGAAAAGUCUCUCUUGCCACACAUCAGAACAUCCACAUUGUAGAGAAACUUUAUGAAUGUCAUUAAUUUGCAUAGGCUUUCACAUAAAGCUCCACAGUUGCUUCAUGUCAGGAAAUCUUUAUUGGAGAGAGACCUCAUGACUGAGACUGAUCUUAUAGUUGGCACUCUUAGCUUUUUUGACAUAAUAGGAUCCUUACUAGAGAGAAACUUUAGGAAUGUGAUGGUGAGGCCUUCAGGCAACAAUCAUCUCUUCUUAUUCCUAAUGAGAAUUCACUUUGGACAGAAAUCUUAUUACUGUCAUGAAUGAAGAAAGACAUUGAAAUGUAGAGUUCAGAGCUUGUUCAGUAGGAGAAAGUAUCUUUAGACCUGACCAGUUCCAGAUGGAUUCCAUAUAGGAAGGCCUUUAGCCAGAGAUCAUAUUUCUUAGUUGAUAUCAGAGGGUUCAUAGUGCAGAAAAACCUAAUGAAUGUGCUCAAGUUGUAUGUGUUUUCCUCAGGAGGAGAAUGAUGACUAUUAUUUGGAGAAAUGUAAAUUAUGAGAAGUCUGAGGGACCACCCCGUAUCUAUUAGAUUGGCUAUUAUGACAGAAAAGGAAAGUGACCCAAGUUGGAGGAGAUGUGGGAAAACUGAUACUAGUGAACCAUUGGAGGACUAGUGAACUGAUUCGACCCUUUUGGAGAGCAGUUUGGAAAUAUGUUAAAAGGACAUUAAUAAACAAAAAGGGAGAGGCCCUAUAUGUGGGUUUUUUCUUUUUAAAGAAACAGCUGAUCUUUUUGUGGUAACAAAAGAAUUGGAAAGUAAGAGGCUGUGGGGGUGUUCCUAAUGAACUUCCCUGACCAGCAGGGUCCCACAAGGGAAGGGGCUCCCCUUUGUGAUGGGACCCGAGGAGAGAUAGGAACCGAGAACCAGGGUGGAGAAUGAAAGACACGGACAAGUCAGUGUUUGAAUAGGCAGGCAGACCUCUGAUACUCCCCUUGAUAGGAAAGUAUGAGUACAAAGGAACACUAGGUGGAGGAGGAGAUUAAGGUAGGGAAUGCAGGCCUAGAUAGGUUACAGCCUCAGGGAAGGAGAAGGUCUAGAGAGGGAGAGAGACGGAGACAUUGCUAGAGAAGAUUGAAGAUCCAAGAGAGAUUCAAGGUCGGGUCUCUGUAUUUAUUGCCUUCCUCUGAUUAGGGAAGUCUUCUCAAGCACGUAGUAACCACGUUACACAGCAUGGACAAAGAGGAUUAGAUAGUGGGGUGAGAGUAACACCUUUUUGGCCAUGUAGAUUACAAACCGAGCUUUCUCAGGGAAUUGACUCCGAGCAUGUUAAUGAGUUUGCCUUAGGCAACAGGCCAGAUGGCCAUUUCGACACAGUCGCCAUACAGUCAUUUAUGAUUCAUAGAUGUGAAUAUGCUUGGGAUGCUACAGAGGCAGCUCAUCAAUUGGUAAAUGGCUGAGGAAAUGGUGGCACGUGAUUGUCAUGGAAUACAAUUGUUUUAUAACUAAUGAGGACAAGGAGGAGCUCAGAAACACCUGGAAAGUCCUUUGAGAGCAACACCAGGAGAAUAUUGCACAUUGGGACCGCAAUAUUAUAUGCAAAACAAUUAUGAAUUGAGUUAUUCUCAACAAUACAAUAAUCCAAAAUAACCCCAAAGGCCUCAUAAUAAAAAAUUUCAUCUUUUUCCAAAGAACUCAUGAAGUAGUCUGAGUAAGUGAAAUAGGUUAGAGAAUAAAAUAGAAUUGAAGUAGAUAAAGCAGAUUCAUCCAUUCCUGCAUUUUUUAGGAAACUGACCCAGUUUCCCCAGGAGGUCAAGCAGCUUAUAUAGGUGGGAGGCUAGAAUCCAAGUAACCUAGGGCUGAGAAAGGAAGGUCAGGAAACAAAGGAACAUCAGAACAAACAAAGAGGUCAGGAUGGAAUGAAAAGAUAAGUGAUUAGGUACAUAUGAAAGUCAAUAACCCCUGAGUGACCUGAGUGUUGCCCACUUGCUGACCCCACACACUUGGGUUUAUGAUAAGGCUUGCUUUGACAAAUAAGAAACCUUAUGUGAAAGGAAAUAACCUUUUAUCUUGUAACCUAUAUAAACUGUAGCUUCAGUUCAGGGUAGCUUCCACUAGGGAAGUCUGUCCCAGCUGAUAGAUUCUUUCUUUAUUUUUUUAAAAGAUUCUUUAUUAAUAAAUAAUGGUUCUAAUAAU
Molecule: messenger RNA, 14531 nt
Organism: Monodelphis domestica (gray short-tailed opossum)
Lineage: Eukaryota; Metazoa; Chordata; Mammalia; Didelphimorphia; Didelphidae
Source: RefSeq, a predicted model, not a curated record